AUGGCGAACCUCAUCCGCUCAGCAAAAUCCGGUAGCGAUUGGACGCAAGGUGAUCUUGAUGCAUAUAACAUCUACGUGACACCCCAGGAUACCGCUACUUUCUUCGGCAUACUUGUUCUUCCAGAGCCUCGAGUCCCAGAGGAGAUUCUCAACGUUCAUGAGGCCGAUGACAUGAUGAACGAUGAGAAUGCCAGGCUCAUCGAUCUUCUCGAUGUCGCCAUGCUUCCUCCUGCCCGUGAAAGUGAAGAGUCCGCUGUAGAUGACUUUGUGGUUGAACUGUUUAGACUUCUUGGCUACGUUGGUCGUCGCAGAUACGCUCGUACCCGCAAGGAUCUCUUUCUUCCCAUCUGCGGUGAAACCAGACAUGCCAAGACAGACGUCUGCAUUGUCGAUCGUUUACGCAACCAUAUACUUCUCCUUGUCCAAGAAGACAAACGUCAUGGGGAGCAUUCCUCUUUCGCUGACACAGAGGCACGACUCAUUGUCGAGGGCAUCGCUGCAUUUGUGUACAAUAAUGAGGCUAGGAGAGCCAGUGGCUUACCUGAGCUCCAAGAGAAGAUCAUGGCUGGCAUCAUUAUGGUGGGCACUACCCCGACGUUCUAUAAGGUUCCCGUCACUGCGGACCUGGUUUUCAAUCUUCGCCAUGGUCGGUUUCCCAUCCAGCGCACUGAAGUUUCAGUUUGUUUUGCGCCCGUUGCGAGACAGCACCGUCGUUGGAGUGAAGGCAUGAAACCAUUGGACAACAGACGUACUAUUCUUAGUUGUUAUGAAGCUUUCAAGGCGAUCGCAGAAAUUAACGAUUAG
This is a messenger RNA of Cantharellus anzutake, 804 nucleotides long. RefSeq lists its product as uncharacterized. Bases 1 to 804 code for a protein of 267 amino acids. The record is from RefSeq and is a predicted model, not a curated record. Lineage: Eukaryota; Fungi; Basidiomycota; Agaricomycetes; Cantharellales; Hydnaceae. The transcript is spliced from 2 exons.